Messenger RNA from Dermochelys coriacea (leatherback sea turtle), 5145 nucleotides. It is a transcript of the gene ASXL2, whose product is annotated as ASXL transcriptional regulator 2. The coding region runs from base 512 to 4870 and encodes 1452 amino acids. NCBI's taxonomy places the organism in Eukaryota, Metazoa, Chordata, Testudines, Dermochelyidae. The record is from RefSeq and is a predicted model, not a curated record. The transcript has 15 exons. Gene Ontology annotation, cellular component: PR-DUB complex. Gene Ontology annotation, molecular function: chromatin binding; peroxisome proliferator activated receptor binding; DNA binding. Gene Ontology annotation, biological process: positive regulation of transcription by RNA polymerase II; animal organ morphogenesis.
GGUCACAUGACCGCGGCUCCUGUAGAGUAGGAGCCCAACAUGGCAGCCGGGGCCGCGGGGGGAGCUGGCGCCUGCCGCGCUCGGACCUAGGGCCGCCCCCCGCUCGCCCCCUCGGGACCGGCGCAGCUGCGGCCCCCGUGGCCCGGGCGGAAGGAUCGGCCGGGAGCCUCCGAGCCAGCUGCCCGCCAUCGCGUGCGACAUGAGGGAGAAGGGCCGCAGGAAGAAGGGCAGGACCUGGGCAGAGGCCGCCAGAACGUAGGGCUCUGUAGCUGCUGACUGAUUAACAGUGACUCUUCUCAGGACAAGGGCUGAGGAACUCUACUAGUUGAAUAAAGGAAUUCAUGAAUGUGAACCAGAUGCCACAUACAGCAAGAGGUAUGUUCUGCUGAGCUGCAGUAUUCAUAAGGCCCUGAUUAUAUAUACUUCAGAAAACUAUAACUAAAGAAAAAUCCGAUCUCUUAUCUGGUGCAGUUGGUAACUCAAGGUCCUGGAGAAAUAUCCCAAUACACCUAUGAGCCAUAAAGAGAUUCUUCAAGUUAUCCAGAAAGAAGGACUGAAAGAAAUCAGAAGUGGGACUUCUCCUCUUGCAUGUCUAAAUGCUAUGCUGCAUACAAACUCCCGAGGGGAAGAGGGCAUUUUCUAUAAGGUUCCAGGGAGAAUGGGAGUGUACACACUGAAGAAGGAUGUUCCAGAUGGAUUAAAAGAGCUGUCUGAUGGCUCAGAAGAGAGCAGUGAUGCGCAGUCAGACUCUCAAAGCUCGGAGAACAGCAGCAGCAGCAGCAGUAGCAGUGAUGGUGGCAGUAACAAAGACAGGAAGAAAAGCAGAUGGAAAAGGAAAGCAAAGUCAUUGGAGUCCAAUGCUGCUGGUGAUAUCACAAGCAAUUCCUGUUACCACUGUCAAGAGCCGCUGCAAUGGCUCAAUGAAGUACCAUCUAGACUGUCACAGACAUGCUCCCCGCCAUCAGGCUGCCCAUCUCCUUCCAUCCCAGCGGGUAAAGUCAUCUCACCAUCCCAGAAGCACAGCAAGAAGGCACUCAAACAGGCCCUGAAGCAGCAGCAGCAAUGCAGAGCAGGCAUGCCUGUGCCUUCUAACCAGCAUCUUCUACUGAAGACUGUGAAGGCAGCCAGUGACUCCAGACCUGCUAAACCUGUUUCCUGUACAGCUUGGGAAGGAAGGCAGUCAGAUGGACAAUCAAGCAGCCCUCAGAACUCCACCUCCAGCUCCUCUCCCUCUGUUAAGGCUGAUAACUCCCUGCCAGGCUUGGGGAAGAAACCAUUCCAGAGAUCUGACAGACUCCAUGCAAGGCAGCUGAAGAGGACGAAAUGUGCUGAAAUUGAUGUGGAAACACCUGACUCCAUCUUAGUGAACACAAAUCUGCGGGCGCUGAUCAACAAGCACACAUUCUCCGUCUUACCCACAGACUGUCAGCAACGGCUGCUGCUGCUGCUCCCAGAGGUGGACAGGCAGGUUGGGGUAGACGGUUUGAUGAAGAUGAGUGGUUCCGCACUCAACAAUGAGUUCUUCACUUCAGCUGCCCAGGGCUGGAAGGAGAGGUUGUCGGAAGGUGAGUUCACCCCAGAAAUGCAACUGAGAAUACGGCAGGAGAUUGAAAAGGAGAAGAAGGUGGAGCUAUGGAAGGAACGAUUCUUUGAGAGUUACUAUGGUCAAAGUUCUGGAAUGAGUCCUGAAGAGUCCAAGAGACUGACAACAUACACCAGCACUCCUGACACACAGGCCAGGAAUCCACCAGCUGAACAGAUGAAAUGCAUGCUAGUCUCCAAGGCACCGCCCAGAAAAGAAGAGAUAACUCCUCUGUCAGAGUCUACAGCACAAGCAGUGCAGGUACCACCUCCAGCAGUGAAAAAAGGAGGAGCGGAAAGAAGAGAAGAUGUGCAUCUCCAAAUAGGCAAACCUGCAGCAUCUGUAAAUUCCUCAGAUAACAAUGCACUGCAACUUAAUGACCAAACUUUCUCUAGGCCUCUGAAGGGUACUGAGGAAUCCAUGCAAGCGAAGCCACAAGCUGCCUCUGGUCAGAAACCAGAAGAAGAAAGACAGCACACUCCAUCCAAGGAUCUGUCAGUAAAGGGGAACACAAGCUCCUCAACCUUGGCCCCAAAUAAACCAAAGAGCCCCAAAGCAGGCGAAGCAGCGGCAAGCAUGGUGAGUCAAGUGACUCCCCAGGAGACACCUAAAAAGGAACCCCCUGCAACUGAACAAAUGGAUGUCAGUGUUGAGGGCCUCAAGAGGAAGUCAGAGAGUCAGGAAGAAGCACCAUUCAGUCCUGAAAAAAAGCCACGAAUCAUGGACAACUGCCAGUACCAGCAGUCAUUUCGGACCCAACCACAGUCCUUUCCUGCGGCUGGGGAGGGGGCACAGGGGCGAAAGGUUCCCCCGCUCAAGAUUCCUGUCUCCAGAAUCUCCCCGAUGCCAUUUCUUGCUAGCCAGGUCUCUCCCAGGGCUGGCUUUCCAACCUCUGUCACCAGUCCUGGAAGAACAGGGGCCAGAACUUUGGCAGACAUCAAAGCAAAAGCCCAGCUGGCCAAGGCCCAGAGAGCAGCUGCUGCAGCCGCCGCCGCUGCCGCCGCCGCCUCCAAUGGGGGAGCCAUCCCAGGGCCUGGUCCAGGAGGUGGGGGUUGUCCAGGAGGGGGAGGAAGAGAGGAGACGGGUAGUACAGCCACAAGUGGAACCAAUGAAACUGGAAUUAAAGGCAGUGCACUGGAACUGGCAGGAACUGGAAGCGGGGGAAGUACGAGAAGGCCUUUUCCCCAUUGUCCAGGGACCCAUUCCCAAGUGGAGACCCAGGCCACGGAGUGGACAUCACCUCUACGUGUCUCUAGAGCACAACUACAGCAAACGCCCACGGUACAAUCCAGAGCUGCAACCAGCAACAGAGGCAAAGAUUCGUCAUCACCAGCCCCCCCAGCAUUAGAGAAAAUGAACAGAAUGAAAGUGAACCCUCCAAAUGUGACUGUAAGUCAGGUUUCCAGACCAUCUGUGGUCUCAAGCCACAUAUAUACUCUCAGUAGUGACGGACAAGAGAAAGCACCUUCAGCUCCAGGAGGUCUAAGCCAGAUCUCAGGGGCACCAGCUGUCAGGGAUGAUGCAGUCUAUGUCAAUGUAUGCAGAGCAGGUACUGACAAAAAUGUGACUAAGUCAGCACUUACUGCCACAGAAGAGACCAGCUUAAGUAUUCCUAAGAGCAAACCUCUUUCCCCUCUGAUGUCUUCGCUGACAGCGGUAACCUCAGAAACUCAGGCUGGUGUUGUGGUAGCAUCUACUAUACCUACUCCAUCCUAUAGCACUUUGUCAGUAGCCCCUAGCCUUAAAGUACAUAUAGCUCCCUUGAGCACAAGUGGGCCCCUCCUGAAGUCGAGCUCCAGUAUUCCUGCUAACAAUCCUUUGGUCACCCAGCUGCUCCAAGGUAAAGAUGUCCCAAUGGAACUAAUCAUGCCUAAGCCUCUCACCAAAGUAGAAAUGAAAACUGUCCCACUAGCUCCAAAUGAAUCAAAAGGGUCGGCAUUUUCCAGUGCGACAAGCACAGCUGGGAAUGACUCUGGAGGGGAAAGUGGUGAGAGACAAUCAAAUUUAGCCAUGCAGCAACUUGGAAAGAUAUUUUUCCCAAGCAGGCAGCUGCCCCAUGUUCCAGGGAACUUUCCCCUCUUCUCCGGAAAGGACCUGAGAAGCACUAGUAUUGACCAAUACCAGUGCCAAGAGGCACUCGACAAAGCCACUCAAGAGCAGAUCCUUCAGACUCUUAUCAAGCGGGUCCAGAGGCAGAAUCUGUUUUCAGUCCUGCAGCCUUCACAGCUCAGCCUAGUUCACUCAGGUUUCCAGUUAGACAACAGCUCCACCAGUCAGAGAUUCAUGCUGGGUUUCAUGGGCAGGAGGACAUCUAAGCCUGCCAUGUCUGGCCAUUACCUGCUGAAUAUUUCCACCUAUGGUCGCGGCUCGGAGAGUUUCAGGAGAGGUCUGUCCAUGAAUUCUGAGAACCGCUUGUGUCUGCAUGAUCCUUCUGAUGAUCCAAAAAUAGAAUGUGGGGAAUGUGAAGAAAUAGCUGGCAAUUGUAAUAGCAGUGCUGAAGGAGAUGCAGAUGAUGAGAGUACUGGUGAUGAACAUGAACAUAUCAUUGUAAAAGAGGAACCCCUGGUUUCCCAGGUCUCUGGCCAGCAUGAAAGAGAACAGGUAUCACACAGCAUAAAUGCUUCUUCAGAUUGCAAUGUGCCUAUUAGAAAGAAUGUAAAGAAGGAGGCAGUCUUAUCUCAGCAAGCAGCAGCCCGCCCAGAGAGUGUUCACCAGUUCCCAGGAGGCCAGGUGUUUGAUGGAACUGCAUUAGCAAGAGAUUUAAUUCAGGCAGCCCAGGAGCAAAUGGCACAUGCUAUGAGGGGAAAAAUGAUGCACCGCAAUCCUGAAGCUUACAGCGCUUCUGCACCAUCUGCAGACUCUGUGUUGCAGCAGCCUCCACUGCUUUCCCAUUCACACCCUUCAAAGCUAUAUGGAAACACUGCAGCACAGCUCAUUGGUCCUAGUUAUAGUGGCACUAUAAAUGUCUCCACCUCUCCAGACGUGAACCAAGGGUCUCUCAUGACUGGGCUGUCAGAUUGCAAUCAGUUGGCCAGUAGCAUGGGGAACGUCAUGUCUUUCUCUGUGACUGUAACCACCAUUCCCGCCAGCCAGGCUAUGAACCCUGGCAAUCACAAUCAGACCAUCCCAGUUCAAGCCUUUGGUGAUGACAACAACAUGGAGGAUUCGCCUUCUAAAUGCUACUGCAGGUUGAAAGCCAUGAUCAUGUGCAAGGGUUGUGGUGCCUUCUGCCAUGACGACUGCAUUGGCCCCUCUAAGCUCUGUGUCUCCUGCCUUGUAGUACGGUAACUGAGACAUAUGAGAUGAGGAGAAGGAUGGCUUGGUUUUGUGCCUCCUUUUGAAAUUCUUCACAGGAAGAAAGAGGGGUUUUACUGCCUUGCACAAGAGACACAUUACUGAAUCAGGAAUACAGAGUAGCGUUCUUCGUUCAUUGAAGAAAGAGCACCUUGUUGUAUAGUGAGUCUAAGCGAGCUCAACUAUGUGAAUUGUGACAAGAGUUUGCACUUAAGGAAUCAUGUAAAUAUGUCACAUUAUUUUGUUUAAAAAUUAUUUUUUCAAUCUUU